Mugil cephalus (flathead mullet) is the source of this 693-nucleotide messenger RNA. RefSeq names its product lamin-A-like. NCBI's taxonomy places the organism in Eukaryota, Metazoa, Chordata, Actinopteri, Mugiliformes, Mugilidae. The transcript has 5 exons. The record is from RefSeq and is a predicted model, not a curated record. Bases 187 to 606 code for a protein of 139 amino acids.
AACUCUGCUCCAUCCACAUGUCAAAUGAUAGAACUACAGGAAUAAACAGCAUUUAAAAUCCACACAGUAGAUAAUAGAGAAUAUGUUGUGGACAAGUUAGAUUCUGACUGUUAACAAUCUGGACUUCAUCUCUUUUUUACUCAGAUAUAUGAACUAAGGGAGAAGAAGAAGAAGCUGAAGAAAGAGAUGGAGACAAGAAACAAAGAGCUGGAGACCAGAAACAAAGAGAUGGAGGAGAUAAAAGAUGAGUAUCUAGAGCCUGACAACUAUCAGACGACAGUGAAGGAGGAGAACAGCAGCAGCUCAGACAGUCAGGAGACGUUAAGAGACGUCACUGUGGUGGUUAAUGACAACUACAAGUUUAUCUGUCUGAGAAACACGUCUGAUCAGGACAAAUCACUGGAAGGACGUCAGUUAAAAGUCCAGAUCAACGAUAGUGAACCCAUCACAUACACAUUUGAUUCAUCAAUGGAACUCAAGGCUGGAAAGAUUCUUACUAUAUGCCCUUCAGACUAUGACGAGAGUUUUGGUGUACCUUGUGACCUGGUGUGGAAGUUCCUGGAGCCCUGGAAGUCUGGAGACAGAGUCCAGGUCUCUCUGCAGUGAAAUAGUUCCCAGUUGAACUCCUUCAAUAAAGUUCAGUAAUCCAGCAAACAGCAACAUUAUAGAUGAGAAACAGCACGACUCAGAUCU